Raphanus sativus (radish) is the source of this 480-nucleotide messenger RNA. RefSeq lists its product as uncharacterized. NCBI's taxonomy places the organism in Eukaryota, Viridiplantae, Streptophyta, Magnoliopsida, Brassicales, Brassicaceae. The record is from RefSeq and is a predicted model, not a curated record. The transcript has a single exon. Bases 1 to 480 code for a protein of 159 amino acids.
AUGGACACUCUUAUAAUGGUAUCGAUCAUGACCCUAGUUCUCUUUGCUAGCUCCGGACCCGCGCGUACCGCCACUCUUAUCGUAUCCAACCAGAUGCAGAAACGUGCUAAUGUUCCCGUCUUCGUCACAUGUCAAGGCUCAGGUUCUAAGAUGUAUAAACCCGUCCCUUUGGGUCAACUGCUGAUGAUAGAGAUUACACCUACUAGCAAACCAAAUGCAACUGAUGAUAUCACACCCACUGCUGGGAAAAAUGAUAAACCAGUGGGAUUUAGAGUGUCGCAGGAGAUGAGUUGUGUAGGUACGUUUUACCGCGAAUCACGGGGCUUGCGCACUCAGCCAUGGUACACAUUGAAGAGCUCAGACAGAGAGUCGGUCGUGUGUAAAGAUGUAUGUGUCGUCGUUGCCAAAGACAAUGGGUUCUACCGUUGGAACAAUGUCAAGAAUACUUGGGACGCGAUUAUAAUGGAAAGGUUCUUGUAA